UGCACCACUGCAAGACGGGUUGAUAAGUCCACCUAUGCCAAAAACCACCCAGUGUGCUGCCAGCAGCCGAGUAGGGGUGACGCGACGGCCAUCUUGCCAGUUUUCCCGCGUUUUCGAACCGCCUAGUGUUAACUUAGUUCAAACCCAAGUGCCCUUAUGAAGGAAGCAACACUAACGGAUUUCUAUAGUGAUCCUGUACUCAAUAGCACGUGUGAUCGUGAUAAUAAUUUUUACAGAAUAUUAGAUCGGUUGACCCGAGAAUGAAACGCGAUGAUUCCUUAAAGAGCUUCACGAGGGUACCGCGCCGGCACAGCAUCAGCGAGCAGAUACCGGUGCUGUCGGUGCCGCUGCGCUCCAACUCCAUUACUAUCAGGCAGCUUGCCCAGCACUCCGCGUAUUUAGCAGAAAGGGCUCUUAGGGAGGCGUACGAAGACGAACUCCAAAACAAUUCGCCACCUUCAUCCUGGUUCAAACUAUUCAGAUUCGCGAAACCAUGCGAGCUGUUCAUGCUGUUCAUCGGUGUGCUCAUGGCCUCCCUGAACGGGCUAUUUGUGCCAAUAGGUGUGAUAGUCUACGGCGAGUUCACGUCGCUGCUGAUCGACCGGACAGUGAUGACUGGCACCUCCACGCCGACUAUAACCAUAUCGAUGUUCGGUGGUGGAAGGAUCUUAACGAACGCAUCCCGAGCAGAGAACAAGGCAGCGCUGAUUGAGGACUCGCAGGCGUUCGGCAUCGGCUGCGCGGUGUUCUCGGUGCUGCAGUUCAUUGUGGGGGCCAUCAGCGUGGACCUGUUCAACUAUGCAGCUAUGAAUCAGAUUGACAGAAUGAAAGAGAGGUUCCUUCAGGCCGUGUUACGUCAGGACAUCACGUGGUAUGACCUCAACACCAGUAUGAAUUUCGCCACCAAAGUAUCAGAUGACGUUGAAAAGUACAGAGAAGGGAUUGGCGAGAAGGUGCCUAUGUUGGUGUACCUGAUAAUGUCAUUCGUGACAGCUGUCAUCAUAUCCUUCUGCUACGGCUGGGAGCUCACGCUUGUCAUCCUGUCGUGCGCUCCGGUCAUCAUUAUCACAACUGCUAUCGUGGCUAAGGUGCAAUCGUCGCUAACCACGCAAGAGCUGAAAGCCUACAGCGUGGCCGGCGUCAUCGCCGAAGAGGUGCUGUCAGCCAUCCGGACUGUCAUCGCUUUUGGCGGGGAACAGAAGGAGAUCACAAGAUACAGUACGCGCUUAGAACCUGCUAAAAAGAUGGGCACCAAAAAGGGGGUGUAUUCCGGACUGGGCAGCGGCGUGAUGUGGUUCAUCAUUUACGCCACGUAUGCUCUGUCCUUCUGGUACGGAGUCGGCUUAAUAUUGGACAGCAGGCACGAGGCACAGCCGGUUUACACGCCGGCCGUUCUGAUGAUUAUCUUCUUCAGUGUGCUCCAAGGCGCCCAAAACAUGGGUCUGACGUCGCCCCAUAUGGAAGCCAUAAACGCGGCGAGGGCAUCCGGCGGCUCCAUAUUCGCUGUCCUGGACAGAAAGCCGGCCAUCGACAGUCUGUCCACGGAGGGACUCCGACCGGAGCUGACUGGAGACUUGGAGCUGAAGAAUGUGUUCUUUAAGUACCCUGCACGGCCUGAUGUUCAGGUUCUCAACGGUAUAAGUCUGAAGAUAAACAAGAACGAAACAAUAGCGCUAGUCGGUCCGAGCGGUUGCGGGAAGUCGACGGUCCUACAACUGCUUCAGAGAAUGUAUGACCCGGACCAAGGGGGGGUGUUGGCGGGAGGACAUGACUUGAGGGAAAUGAACGUGCGACAUUUGAGGGAUCAUAUAGCUGUGGUGGGGCAAGAACCCGUGCUAUUUGCGGGGACUAUACGAGACAAUAUACGGAUGAGCAACCCAUCGUGUACCGAUGAAGAAAUUAUUAUCGCCUCAAAACAGGCUUACUGCCACACCUUCAUUCAGAAACUACCCGAUGGCUACGACACACUGAUCGGAGAGCGAGGCGCCCAGCUAUCAGGCGGUCAGAAGCAACGCAUAGCCAUCGCCAGGGCUUUGGUCCGAAGGCCAAAGAUCCUACUCCUGGAUGAGGCUACAUCAGCGUUGGAUUCCCACAGCGAAGCCAAGGUGCAGAGGGCCUUGGAUGCAGCAGCACACGGCAGAACCACCGUUAUGGUGAGCCACAGGCUAGCGACGGUACUGAACGCGAAUCGUAUCGUGUUCAUUGACAAGGGCGAAGUCAUAGAGGAGGGGACGCACGAUGACCUGCUGAAGCAGAAGGGCCGGUACUACCAGCUCGUCAUGGAAAACGAGCCGAGCAUAGGCCCUGUGCCUUCUACGGAUAUUGAGAAACAUGCCAAGAUGCACCGUCCGAAGCUACAGAAACUGGCAUCAGUGGAAUCCAUGAAGAGUACGUCAGAAGAAGACUCUGCGUCAGAAGAAAGCGUAGUUAUGGAAGAGAAGGAACCACCGGAGAUGCAGCCCACGACUUGGCAGAUCAUGAAACUGUGUGAACCGGAGAAGUACCUGAUGAUUAUUGGAGUCCUGGCCGCGAUAGCUGUAGGAGCAUCUUUUCCAAUGUUCGCUGUGUUGUUCGGCGAAACUUAUGGUCUUCUCCAAAGUUCCGACGAAAACUGGGUCCGCGGGCAGACCAACAUAAUCGCUAUAUUGUUUCUGAUAGUGGGCGUACUCACAGGCGUCGGAAUAUUCUUCCAAAUAUUCAUCUUCAAUUUGACGGGCGUGCGGCUCACGGCAAGGCUUAGGGUGGCCACAUUCAGCAACAUGCUGAAGCAAGAAAUCGGAUGGUUCGACGACCCGAUCAACGGCAUCGGUGCACUUUGCUCGCGGCUGGCGGCCGACGCGGCGGCUGUUCAAGGUGCAACCGGCACCCGAAUCGGCGCUCUAAUGCAAGCGGGAGCGACCAUAGUGAUCGGCAUCUCCCUAUCCAUGUUCUACACUUGGAAAAUGACGCUAGUGUCUCUAGUGUCAGUGCCUAUGGUCAUAGUGGCGGUGGUGCUUGAAGGCAGAGUCAUAGCGGCCGGCAUAGAAGCCGUGAGGCAGGCGUCGGAUAAGGCCAACACUAUUGCUACUGAGGCGAUUACUAACAUCAGGACUGUGUCUGCCUUCUGUGGCGAGCAAGGCGUCCUCGAACGCUACCACAAAGCAGGCCUGGCCGCUCGCAAAACAGCUCGCAGCAGCCUCCGCUGGCGCGGCUGCGUGUUCUCCUUCGGGCAGACCGCGCCCGUCGCCGGCUACGCGCUGUCGCUGUGGUACGGAGGCGUCCUGGUGGCCAACCGGGAGGUGCCCUACAAGGACGUCAUCAAGUGAGUGACGUCAUCAUUAGUUGGGCUCGCAGCAGCCUCCGCUGGCGCGGCUCAGCCUCGCUGGCGCGGCUGCGUGUUCUCCUUCGGGCAGACCGCGCCCGUCGCCGGCUACGCGCUGUCGCUGUGGUACGGCGGCGUCCUGGUGGCCAACAGGGAGGUGCCCNAACAGGGCUACGAUACACUGAUCGGAGAGCGAGGCGCUCAGCUAUCAGGCGGUCAGAAGCAACGCAUAGCCAUUGCUAGGGCUUUGGUCCGAAGGCCCAAGAUCCUGCUCCUGGAUGAGGCUACAUCAGCGUUGGAUUCCCAUAGCGAAGCCAAGGUCCAGAGGGCCUUGGAUGCGGCAGCACACGGCAGAACCACCGUUAUGGUGAGCCACAGGCUAGCGACGGUACUGAACGCGAAUCGUAUCGUGUUCAUUGACAAGGGCGAAGUCAUAGAGGAGGGGACGCACGAUGAUCUGCUGAAACAGAAGGGCCGGUACUACCAGCUCGUCAUGGAAAACGAGCCGAGCAUCGGGCCUGUGCCUUCUACGGAUAUUGAGAAACAUGCCAAGAUGCACCGUCCGAAGCUACAGAAACUGGCAUCAGUGGAAUCCAUGAAGAGUACGUCAGAAGAAGACUCUGCCUCAGAAGAGAGCGUAGUUAUGGAAGAAAAGGAACCACCAGAGAUGCAGCCCACGACUUGGCAGAUCAUGAAGUUGUGUGAACCGGAGAAGUACCUGAUGAUCAUUGGAGUCCUGGCCGCGAUAGCUGUAGGAGCAUCUUUCCCAAUGUUCGCUGUGUUGUUCGGUGAAACUUAUGGUCUUCUCCAAAGUUCCGAUGAAAACUGGGUCCGCGGGCAGACCAACAUAAUCGCUAUAUUGUUUCUGAUAGUGGGCGUACUCACAGGCGUCGGAAUCUUCUUCCAAAUAUUCAUCUUCAAUUUGACUGGCGUGCGGCUCACGGCAAGGCUUAGGGUGGCCACAUUCAGCAACAUGCUGAAGCAAGAAAUCGGAUGGUUCGACGACCCCAUCAACGGCAUCGGUGCACUUUGCUCGCGGCUGGCGGCCGACGCGGCGGCUGUCCAAGGUGCAACCGGCACCCGAAUCGGCGCUCUAAUGCAAGCGGGAGCGACAAUAGUGAUCGGCAUCUCCCUAUCCAUGUUCUACACUUGGAAGAUGACGCUAGUGUCUCUAGUGUCGGUGCCUAUGGUCAUAGUGGCGGUGGUGCUUGAAGGCAGAGUCAUAGCAGCCGGCAUAGAAGCCGUGAGACAGGCGUCGGAUAAAGCCAACACUAUCGCCACUGAGGCGAUUACUAACAUCAGGACUGUGUCUGCCUUCUUGGCGGUGGUGCUUGAAGGCAGAGUCAUAGCGGCCGGCAUAGAAGCCGUGAGGCAGGCGUCGGAUAAAGCCAACACUAUAGCUACUGAGGCGAUUACUAACAUCAGGACUGUGUCUGCCUUCUUAUCCAUGUUCUCCACUUGGAAGAUGACGCUAGUGUCUCUAGUGUCGGUGCCUAUGGUCAUAGUGGCGGUGGUGCUUGAAGGCAGAGUCAUAGCGGCCGGCAUAGAAGCCGUGAGACAGGCGUCGGAUAAAGCCAACACUAUUGCCACUGAGGCGAUUACUAACAUCAGGACUGUGUCUGCCUUCUGUGGCGAGCAAGGCGUCCUCGAACGCUACCACAAGGCAGGCCUGGCCGCUCGCAAGACAGCUCGCAGCAGCCUCCGCUGGCGAGGCUGCGUGUUCUCCUUCGGGCAGACCGCGCCCGUCGCCGGCUACGCGCUGUCGCUGUGGUACGGAGGCGUCCUGGUGGCCAACAGGGAGGUGCCCUACAAGGACGUCAUCAAAGUGUCAGAAGCGCUAGUAUUCGGCGCUUGGAUGAUGGGCCGCUUAGCGUUCGCGCCUAACUUCGGCGCGGCCGUCAGCGCGGCGGGACGCGUGUUAACACAGCUGGCGAGGAAGCCUAAGGUGGAGAGCACGCUCACACCAUCCGUGCCUGAAGGAUUCGUGGCAGAAGGCAAGAUCCAAUACAAGAACGUCAAGUUCCGCUACCCCACUAGGAGGGAAGUGGAGGUGUUACGUGGUCUCUCGCUCGCAAUACCGAGCGGGAAGCGGAUAGCGCUCGUGGGCCCGAGCGGGUGCGGCAAGUCGACCUUGAUACAGCUGCUGCAGCGGCUGUAUGACCCUGACGACGGGACUGUGUAUCUGGACGACUACAACACGAUGUUGGACAUGCGUCUCACGACGCUACGACGCAACCUCGGCAUCGUAUCGCAGGAGCCGGUGCUCUUCGACAGAAGCAUCGCAGAGAACAUCGCGUACGGAGACAAUACGCGCAUCGUGCCUAUUGAAGAGAUAGUCGUAGCGGCCAAGGCGGCUAACGUCCACUCGUUUAUUGCUGCGCUACCUGCGGGCUACGAAACCCGCGUGGGAGCGAGAGCGUCCCAGCUGUCCGGCGGACAGAAGCAGAGGAUCGCGAUCGCACGCGCGCUGGUCAGAAACCCGAGGGUUUUGCUGCUGGAUGAGGCCACUUCAGCCCUAGACACGCACAGUGAGAAGGUGGUGCAAGAAGCCCUCGACCGUGCAAGCGAGGGUCGCACGUGCCUCAUCAUCGCCCACCGUCUGGCCACCAUCCAGAACGCAGACAUGAUUUGCGUCAUCGACCGCGGCGUGGUGGCUGAAACCGGCACGCACAGAGAACUCAUGGCCAAGAAGGGCAUAUACGCUAAGCUGUACGAGUUACAGUGCGGGUUUAUAGAGGAAGACGAUGAGAACGUUAACCCCGCCGCGGUGGCAGAAGGCAAGAUCCAAUACAAGAACGUCAAGUUCCGCUACCCUACUAGGAGAGAAGUGGAGGUGUUACGUGGUCUCUCGCUCGCGAUACCGAGCGGGAAGCGGAUAGCGCUCGUGGGCCCGAGCGGGUGCGGCAAGUCGACCUUGAUACAGCUGCUGCAGCGGCUGUAUGACCCUGACGACGGGACUGUUUAUCUGGACGACUACAACACGAUGUCGGACAUGCGUCUCACGACGCUACGACGCAACCUCGGCAUCGUGUCGCAGGAGCCGGUGCUCUUCGACCGGAGCAUCGCAGAAAACAUCGCUUACGGAGACAAUACGCGCAUCGUGCCUAUUGAAGAGAUAGUCGUCGCGGCCAAGGCGGCUAACGUCCACUCGUUUAUUGCUGCACUGCCUGCGGGCUACGAAACCCGCGUGGGAGCGAGAGCGUCCCAGCUGUCCGGCGGACAGAAGCAGAGGAUCGCGAUCGCACGCGCGCUGGUCAGGAAUCCACGGGUUCUGCUCCUGGAUGAGGCCACUUCGGCCCUCGACACGCACAGUGAGAAGGUGGUGCAAGAAGCCCUCGACCGUGCCAGCGAGGGUCGGACCUGCCUCAUCAUCGCCCACCGUCUAGCCACCAUCCAGAACGCAGACAUGAUUUGCGUCAUCGACCGCGGCGUGGUGGCUGAAACCGGCACGCACAGAGAACUCAUGGCCAAGAAGGGCAUAUACGCUAAGCUGUACGAGUUACAGUGUGGGUUUAUAGAGGAAGACGAUGAAAACGUUAACCCCGCCGCGUAGAUGAGUGUGAAAUAAAAUUCAACACCAACAAGUCGUCAAAAAUCAAAAUAUUCAAAACUUAAACGCUAAACUAUUUUGCAGGCGCGGAUCCGCUAUGAUGGGCAAGAUGGGCGCAUCCGAUUUACCCCACAACCUUUUUGAGGUCUGGGUCCGCGCCUGCCAUCUUGUGGGUUAUUCUUAAAAUUUAAAUUAAACAUCAAAUCAAGUCGCUAAGAAAAGUCGUAGAUCAUUGAUCAGUUCCCACCAAAACCUUAGAAAAUGAGGUUUAAUAUAGACGUUCAUAAAGGCAAUCGUUUAAGAUUUGAACCUCACACAUAAUUUAUUAUUAAUAUGUUAAAAGUUGUUUUCGAAAACAUUGCAGCUCUGUAAUUGGCUAGAGAAGCAGUGGUUUUAGUGAAAAGGCUUUUAAUUACAUUUAAUUAAAUGUGACGGAAUUUAUAAAUAUUGUUUAUAAUAACUUGCAUAGGACUGUAGAUAUAGCGUAUUUUUAGAUCACUGCUUAUUUUUUACUCGGUGCCUGACAUUAGAGUAAUAAUUUACAUGAUUUCAGAUUUUAGUACAAUAAGUUUUAUAGGUAUACCUUACUUACCCAUUACCAUUCCCUAUAUUAUCUACCAAUUCCUAUUCCAAAAAUGCCAAACAUUCCCCUUUACCUACCUACCCUGUACAUUCCCCUAAAAGACACGCAAAGAAAAAAGACAACUGUGCAAUCUUUCUUUGAGAGAUUUCUAAUCUUUAUUUUUGAGUUGGUAGCAGAUAGUGAAUGUCGUAUUUCAGAUGCACAUUUCAUCAUUUAUGUACAUAAACUGAAAGAGACAACCUACCAAAAAGCUUGAAAGUUUUAUGUUCUCUUUUUCUUUAACUUUUCAUGGUGCUAUUAGAUACUUCCAUGGCUUUUGUCGAAUAUUUGAAUUGAAAGAUGUAAGAAAAAUAUGUAAAUCUAUUUAAAAAGCACAGACUUAUUUAGUAGUUAGUUUCCUAAAUAAAAAUAGUUUUACCUCUAGUCUUACAAUCAUGUUUACAUUUACUUUAAUUACUAAUAUUUUAUUCGCACUUCAUGCUAUUAAAAAAGAAUUUAUCGCAAAGUGUAUUUAUGUAAGAUAAAGUUGUAACUUCAUACUGCAUGUGAAAUUGUGCCUUGCUUGUGCUCAAGUAUUAUUACGAAGCCAAAGAUAAAAGAAUACCAUACUUAUAUGCAUA
Ostrinia furnacalis (Asian corn borer) is the source of this 8054-nucleotide messenger RNA. Its product is annotated as multidrug resistance protein homolog 49. Gene Ontology annotation, biological process: oligopeptide export from mitochondrion. Gene Ontology annotation, cellular component: mitochondrial inner membrane. The record is from RefSeq and is a predicted model, not a curated record. Lineage: Eukaryota; Metazoa; Arthropoda; Insecta; Lepidoptera; Crambidae. Gene Ontology annotation, molecular function: ABC-type oligopeptide transporter activity; ATP hydrolysis activity; ATP binding.